Messenger RNA from Benincasa hispida (wax gourd), 3621 nucleotides. Its product is annotated as ubiquitin carboxyl-terminal hydrolase 9-like. Gene Ontology annotation, biological process: protein deubiquitination. The record is from RefSeq and is a predicted model, not a curated record. Gene Ontology annotation, molecular function: cysteine-type deubiquitinase activity. Lineage: Eukaryota; Viridiplantae; Streptophyta; Magnoliopsida; Cucurbitales; Cucurbitaceae.
AUUUAGUUUUCCCGUUUAGCCCCUGGACUCUUCAUCAUCCACCUUCCCCUUCCCCUGCAAUCUAGGCUAGGGUUCCUUCGAAUAUACCUUCUUCUUCUUCAUCAUCAUCAUCAUCUUCUUCUUCUUCUUCUUCUUCUUCUCCCUCUUUCUUCCAUUUUCCCCCAUUUUUUCUCAUAUCCGGUUACCUUUGCGCUGAGAUCGGACCUUAUAGUCCUACCAUUCCGCUUCUUCCAUAACCCCCUUUUUCUUUUUACUCUCACAUCUCCAUCUUCUUUUUCUUCCCCUUUUCUUUUCCAUUUCCAUUUUUCACAAUUCACAUCACUUUGACCAUAUCUGGACUCACUCUCUUCCUCCGAUUCCUUCCUUUUCCUCAUCUUCCAUCGGGAUUUUGAUCAUGACCGUUCCUGCUUCCGGUUUUAUGAUGGAAAACGGCGGAUCAAGUUGCCUCCCACUCCCCCCAGAUGUCGAGAAUCGGAUCGUCUCCGAACUGGUGAAUGAAUCCGAGUCUAAUUUAAAAGAAGGCAAUCUCUACUAUGUUGUUUCUAAUCGGUGGUUUAGAAGAUGGCAAUUAUAUGUCGGACUGCCCACUGAAGAAUUUUCUAGCGAAGAUCAUUCCUCUGAUUCCCAACACUCCAAUGUGGUUCCUUCAAACGUGGUUGAAAGACCUGGUCCUAUUGAUAACUCAGAUAUAAUCAUUAAUGGAAGUGAUUCUUCUGAGAACGAUGAUUUAGAGCUAAAAAGUUUUUUGGAGGAACGGCGGGAUUAUGUUUUGGUUCCCGGUGAAGUGUGGGAAAAACUUUAUGAUUGGUACAAAGGGGGGCCACCAUUACCAAGAAAGAUGAUAUCUCAAGGUGUCAAUCAAAAGAAUUUUUCUGUGGAGGUUUACCUACUUUGUCUAAAAUUGAUCGAUGCCAGAGAUGGAAGUGAAUGUACCAUAAGAUUGAGCAAGAAGGCCACCAUAUCUGAUCUUCGUGAGAAGGUGUUUGCACUUGAAGGAAUAAAGCAAGAAAAGCAGGCGUGUAUAUGGGACUACUUCAACCAGCAAAAACAAUCAAUAUUGGAUGUGACAAGCCAAACUCUUGAAGAACUAAACUUGCAGAUGAAUCAACAUAUCCUCCUUGAAGUUGAUGGACCUACUCCUCAGACUGGCAUGGAUGCCACUCGAAAUGAGUUAGCUUUGGUAGCCCUUGAACCUUCAAGGUCACCUCUGUCAAUUGCAGGAGGGCCAGUGAUGUCAAAUGGGCAUUCAUCUGGUUAUGGUUAUCAGGGAAGUUCUUUAAGCACAUCAGUUUCUGACAUAGAUGAUAGAAAUGAUCUUAGUAAUACUGCUAAGAAAAGAGAGAAGGGUGGUUUGGCAGGGUUGCAGAAUUUAGGAAAUACAUGUUUCAUGAAUAGCGCCCUUCAAUGUUUAGUUCACACGCCACCCCUUGUAGAGUAUUUUUUACAAGAUUAUUCUGAUGAGAUCAACGCAGAGAAUCCUCUGGGAAUGCACGGAGAAUUAGCCCUUGCUUUUGGUGAAUUGUUGAGGAAAUUAUGGUCGGGACAAACCACAAUUGCACCACGUGUAUUCAAGGGAAAGUUAGCUCGGUUUGCUCCUCAGUUCAGUGGUUAUAACCAGCAUGAUUCCCAAGAACUUCUUGCCUUCUUACUGGAUGGACUGCAUGAAGAUUUGAAUCGUGUUAAACGGAAGCCUUAUUUUGAAGCAAAGGAUUCUGAUGGUCGUCCAGAUGCAGAAGUUGCAGAGGAGUGUUGGAGAUACCAUAAAGCAAGAAAUGAUUCUUUAAUUGUGGAUGUUUGUCAAGGUCAAUAUAAGUCAACAUUGGUUUGUCCAGUUUGUGGAAAAAUCUCAAUUACUUUUGAUCCAUUUAUGUAUUUAUCGUUGCCACUACCUUCAACUGUCACUCGCAGUGUGACAGUGACUGUGUUCUAUGGUGACGGUAGUGGUCUUCCAAUGCCAUACACUGUGUCAGUGCAAAGACAUGGUUGCACCAAAGAUCUCACCGUUGCAUUGGCUAUGGCAUGCUGCUUGAAGAGUGAUGAAAAUCUUCUGCUUGCAGAGGUUUAUGAUCACCGUAUUUACCGAUAUUUGGAUAGCCCUAAUGAAUCUUUAACUUCAAUUAAAGAUGAAGAGUAUCUAGUAGCCUAUCGCCUUCCGAAAAGGGAGUCUGGAAGACCAAAGCUAGAGAUCAUUCAUAGAUCACCGGAAAAAUGCUCCAUGGACCGUGUGAAAGUGACAGAGAGAAAGCUUUUUGGAACUCCUCUAGUCACAUAUUUGGGAGAAGAUUUUCAUAGUGGAGCCGACAUAAAUGCAGCUGUGUCAAAAAUCCUAUUGCCCUUGAGAAGAACAUACUCUUCAACUAAAGCUCAUGCUAGCAAAGAAAAUGGCGUUGUCUCUGAAAUGAAUGAUGAACCAGCCAACGGCAGUCCUCAGUCUGUUUCUAGGAGCCAGGCAAUCGACAUUGAAGUAGAGGAAGCAUCUGAGAACGAGCCAUCCUUUCAACUUCUUUUAACUGACGAUGGGGGCUUGAGCUGCAAGCCAAUUGACAAGGAUUCUGCUAUAAAAUAUGGUCCACUUAUAAAGGUUUUCUUAGAUUGGAACGGCAGAGAACAUGAAUUAUAUGAUGUGAGCUACAUCAAGGAUCUUCCUCCUGUUCACCAGACAAGGUUCAUGAAGAAAACACGGCAGGAAGCAAUCUCUUUAUUUUCUUGCUUGGAAGCAUUCCUGACCGAAGAACCUUUAGGUCCUGAUGAUAUGUGGUACUGCCCUGGGUGCAAAGAGCAUAGACAGGCUACAAAGAAGUUAGACUUGUGGAUGUUGCCAGAGAUUAUUGUUUUUCACCUGAAACGUUUUUCAUACAGCAGAUACCUUAAAAACAAACUUGAUACCUUUGUUGAUUUCCCCAUUCACAAUCUUGAUUUGAGCAAAUAUGUCAAAAGCAAUGAUGGAAAAUCUUACUUGUACAAUCUAUAUGCCAUCAGCAACCAUUAUGGUGGUCUUGGUGGUGGGCAUUACACUGCAUAUGCGAAGUUAAUCGACGAGAAGAGAUGGUACCACUUUGAUGACAGCCACGUUUCCCCGGUCGGCGAAGAAGAGAUCAAGACCUCAGCUGCUUAUUUGUUGUUCUAUCAAAGGGUGUAAAUUUGACUUGGAACGACAAAGCUCAACAAAUCCUUUACUAGAAGUGGCAACUCUGGAUUUUGCUGUUUCAGCUUCAUUCCGGCGGCUACAAGGAAGCUUAGUUUAUCAUGGUUUAAAGCAUUAAUCAAGGCCAAACAAAGGGGAAAGAAAGAAAUAGAAUAGAUCUGAUUUUGCCAGAAGUAAUGCGGAAUUCUACAGUUUGGAGGUACAUAAAAUAUUGAGUUCUGGUUUCAGCAACGUAUAUGAUUUGAUAAUCAAAACUGGAUUAGUUCUAUUGAAAUUACUUCACUUAUUCAUUAACUUUCUUGAGAGAAAUUUUGUUGUGUGAUUAGGUGGGUAGUGUAGAUUUGUAAGCAAAGCUGUGCCUCUAGAGGCAAAGUGGCGGUUGCCAUUCAUUUGUUAGCUCUUAUAUUUUCUACAUGCUACUAUUGUUACUCUGAUUAAAUCAUCAAUUUGGAAAGCCUGAAAUACUUCUCAUGUCA